GCUAUUCUUGCUUACAAACUUACAAACUGGAAAGUUAUGAGAAACACAAGUAAGGUUCCCUACAUUAGCUUUGUACACUAAACCAAUUGGGGCUUCUAAACCCAUCUUAAGUGAUUGAUUAGCCCAACCCGAAUAAAGCCCAGCUGUUCAGCUUAUCGACCCGGUAUGGCUGCCAGUACAUAUAGUCGUUACUUGGUCCGUAUCUACUGUGAUUUUCUCAGUAGACCGGUCUCAGCAACACGGUAACAUUAUGUCGUAAGUUUUUAUCUUCAGGCAAAUCUUGUCUGUAUUCCCGCUAGACAACGAUCUAGAUGAACUAAUAUCUCAGCAGAGAAUCCAUUUUGCGCAAGAUGGAGCGACCUCCACUGUACAUUAUCGCGGUCUCUCACCUUAUCUUACUCUUGAUACAUAAAUGGACGGAUCCUGAUGAAGAAAGUGCAAAGUCACUGCUCGAUUGUCAUAUAUGGAGUAGUAUAAUGCUGUGUUACUAUAUUUUUCGGCGGUAAGUUGUUUGCUCGCUCUUACUGUAGAAUGAAUAAGUAUUAAGGCUCGAAUGUUUAGGUUAGAAUGGCCGGCAGAACCGUCACCAGUAGGACAUUUACCACACGCGUCAGUGGAGAAAGCAAAUGGAUGAUGUCUGAAGCAGUAGCCUUCAAGAUAAUUUGGGAAGGACAAUUGAUGUGAAGAGCCUUGAGGAGGAAUUUCAAGUAUAGUUUAGAAAUAGCUAAUAGUCAUGUGUCAUUUGUCCGUGUUCGACUAGUGCGAGUUC
Molecule: messenger RNA, 769 nt
Organism: Sclerotinia trifoliorum
Lineage: Eukaryota; Fungi; Ascomycota; Leotiomycetes; Helotiales; Sclerotiniaceae
Source: the annotation of a GenBank genome assembly